CCAAAGGUCUGAUUUUUAACGAGGUUGGGCUGGGCUUCCUCUGCGUUCCACAGCCUGUGCCGAGGAGCACUGGAGGGCGUAGUACUGCAACCUUUCACGCCUCCUUUCCCCAAAAUUCCUCUCCCACGGGCUCCUUGCCCGGUCCAACGUGCAGGGCUGUGCUUGGCUGUAGCAGGAAGGGAGGGUGUGCGUGUGUGUGCGGGGCAUUAACUCCAGCAUCCCCUGGAUUCAUACAACUUUAGUCAAGAAAAACAGCGCCAUGGAAAGGUGUCAAGGGAAGGAAGAGGUGACCAGCGGGAUGUUCUCCUGGAGGGUCAGAGUCCUGCUGGCUCUGUGCUUCCUGCACCCGGCUGGAGGUCAUGUUCGACUUCUCCCUCCUCAGAAUGUUACACUGCUGUCAAAGGAUUUUGAAAUGAUUGUGACAUGGGCUCCAGGAGAAGGAUCUCCCCAAGAUGUGACAUAUACUGUGAGUUAUGAAAGCAAGGAUCACGAGGGCAAAUGGCUGGAGGUUCCUCAUUGCAGCAACAUUCCCACAACCUCUUGCAUUCUGACUUGUGAGCCUUCAAACAUCUUCGCCGAGGUCCGGGCUCGAGUGAGGGCUGUUUCAGGCCGGCUCCAGUCACGCUGGGUAAAAUCCCGGUUCAAGGAUUACUAUUCAGCAGUGGAACUGGCUCCCCCCGUGCUCAUCCUGAAGGUCAAGGAGAAUUUAAUCCAUGUGAGUGCCUCCUUCCCUUUGCCCACCUGUGUGGAGAAGCUCACCUGGAAGUACGAACUGAACUACUGGAAAGCUGGAUCUGAAGACAAGAAGAAAUAUGAAGAUAAAUUCAGGAGGGACUCAGUGACUAUUAACACCACUGCACUCAGAGGCAACUACUGCUUUAGUGCCAGAUCUAUCUACGAAAGCUACCCCACAAAAUACAGCGAGUUCUCCCCACCAGUGUGUCUGCCAUUAAACCACAAAGUGAAGUUCCCACUUCCUGCCACGAUCCCUGUGUUUGUCCUCCCCAUCUUCCUGAUUGGUGCCUUCAUCCUCUGCUUUUUGAAACAAGAAGCCAAGCAAAGGAAGAUGCCUCAGGCUCUGGAUUUUCGUCGCUUCCACGCUGCUGGAGCAGCCUUUCCCUGGGAGCUCAGUGAGAAGGAAUUCUGCAGUGAUGAUCUGACCUGCACAGAGAAGCCAAAGGCACAAAGGAAGACAGGCAGAGCCUUAGCAAGGAACAGCCUACCACAGGUGGCUUCUUUCCUAUCACCAUCACCAUCAUCUUCAUCAUCAUCAUCGGAGGAGGAGGAGGAGGAGGAGGAGGAGGAGGAAGACAGCGGCACUUUCAUCCCAUACAACCAAGUGACUCGCUUUCCAAAGAGACAUCUCAGCUGCCAACUACCCCAAGUAGUUCAGGGGAAAACAAGCUCGGAUUCAGGAACUGGAGGUCUCUCUGUGGACAGUGAAUCUCUGCUUGACCUCAGUACCUCGGGUUUCUCCUCCUUCCCAGAGAGAAAGGAUGAGGUGGACACCUCGGGACCCCAAGCAAAUGAGGAACCAUCCCUUUCUCACAGUUCCUCCUUAGGGACAAUAUCCCUCACUGAUGUGAGAUUCCCAGGUUUCAGUGAACAGCACGAGGCAGACAGGGGUGAGAGCCUGGGAAUGACCCUCCCUCAUCCACUGAUGGAGGGGGUUUGUGCCCAAGGCCCUCCCGGUGAGCACCACCCGCAGCAGGAGGGUCAUCCCUUCACCAGGUAUCACCAGAAAUCAAUCACUGAUCUGCAGGGCCAGACCCACGGGAUAUCCCAGCUCGGGAAGGAUCCCAGCAUCCAGCUGCUCAUCCCCUUACACACUCUGCAGGUGGCAGCAGAUGAAGGGAUCUCGAGUGACUGUGACAGCGACAGUUCUACCGAAGGGACACCUCCCACAUCCACGGUGCUGAGUGACACCUUUGGACCUUCAAACACGGGGGACAAAUAUGAUCCAAAGUUUCAAUUCAAAGGCUACAGCCAUGCACAUUACUUGGGAAGGACCUAGAGCACCCAGAGUGCCUGGAAAAUGCUGGAGAGCUCCAGAUAUCCAGGCAAGGAGACCUGAACAAGGACAAAUAUCUUGAGAGUGACGCUGGUUUUUUAUUUAUUCACUUGGAGUUUUCUCUGCUGAUGUCUGGCCUAUCAAGGCAUAUGACUUUAGGGACACAGAAGGUGUAAUUAAUUUCCCAGUAACCUCUGUACACUGUCCCAAUGUACUGUGAUAAGGUGCUCAGGCUCUGAUUAGAGCCAGGGGUGAGUCAGGCAGAGGUAUCUCGGGAGGUUUCACACAGCAAACAGGCACUGCCUCCUGUUCACCCAAAACUUCAGAGCAAGGGAGCUGCUACAUGUGAGUUAUGAAAGGCAAAACCACAACCCAGACUCGUGUGAAACCAUCAGCUGGGCCCUGAAAACACAGUGUUGUGCCUGCACGUUGAUUUGGAGGAGAUUUUAAACUGUUUACGUCACAUUUGCUCCUCCCCAACUGCAGAACUGCACCUCUGCUGGGCUGGGAGCACCUUACAGAGACAGUCAGCAACAUCUGUUUUUUGUGGGAUGGAAAGUUCUCUACCUCAGCCUAAAAAGAUCACCUUCUGUGUUCCAACAGAGGGAGAAAUAUGCAGCAUGUUUGUUUAUUUAUUUUUUGUUUUAUAUGGAUAUACUUACAGAAGCUGAAACUCCUCCUGCUGUGCAGAGUGUCUGAGAGCAAUAAUAUUUUGAUAUUUUUAUAUAUAA
Molecule: messenger RNA, 2742 nt
Organism: Pseudopipra pipra
Lineage: Eukaryota; Metazoa; Chordata; Aves; Passeriformes; Pipridae
Gene: IFNLR1
Product: interferon lambda receptor 1
Exons: 7
Coding region: 260-2014 (584 amino acids)
Biological process (GO): cytokine-mediated signaling pathway
Cellular component (GO): plasma membrane
Molecular function (GO): protein binding; cytokine receptor activity
Source: RefSeq, a predicted model, not a curated record